Gadus morhua (Atlantic cod) is the source of this 3807-nucleotide messenger RNA. RefSeq names its product butyrophilin subfamily 1 member A1. The coding region runs from base 187 to 981 and encodes 264 amino acids. The record is from RefSeq and is a predicted model, not a curated record. Gene Ontology annotation, cellular component: external side of plasma membrane. Gene Ontology annotation, molecular function: signaling receptor binding. Lineage: Eukaryota; Metazoa; Chordata; Actinopteri; Gadiformes; Gadidae. The transcript is spliced from 6 exons. Gene Ontology annotation, biological process: T cell receptor signaling pathway; regulation of cytokine production.
UAACCGCCAAUAAAAUCUAAAGAAGAAGAAGAAGUUUGGGUGUGGUUGGAAUUGCAUCUGUGAAACGAAAGCGUAUUAACCUGCAUGUUAAAACGUGCACAUCGAAAACACAUUUCCAAAGAAGUACAAAGGUAAAUAAAUAAUAAUAAUGUAUUAUUAGUCAGAGCAACCUCUUCAGGACUUCUCAUGGAAGUCCUCGUUCUCCUGUUGAUCUGCUUUUCUGCAGGGGAAGCUCUUAACGUGAGGGCACUGGUCGGUGACGACGUCACUCUGUCUGUCGAUACUCAGACGUCGUCAGACAUCAGCGAGGCUAUAGUGGAGUGGUCCAGGACAGACCUGAAUCCUGAUAUUGUCCAUCGGCAUGAAAACCGUCGGACCAUUUAUGAACAUCAGAAUCCGGCAUACAGAGGCAGGACGAUGCUGUCAGCAGAAGAUCUGGACAGGGGAAUCAUCUCCCUCAAACUGUCAAACGUCCGACUGGCCGAUGAGGGGAACUACACCUGCCUGUUCAAGUCCACAGAAAACAUGUACUCUGUCCAUCUCCUUGUAGGUGCAGCCUCCUCCCCAGUCAUAACCCUGGAGGAAGUCAAGGGUGAGGUCCUGGUUCUGGGCUGCCGGGCUAAAGGCUGGUACCCACAACCAAAGCUCUCCUGGUGGACAACUGAAGGAGCCCUCCUGCCCGCUGUAACCAUGCCUGCAAACCAAGAAGAAGACCGACUCUACAACAUUUCCAGCACCCUGGUGGUGGAGAGGAAGAGUCCGAACAGACACCUCAUCUGUAGAGUUCAUCAGGAGCUCUUCAACCAGACCAGGGAGACAGAGAUACACCUUCCUGAGAACUUCUUUCCAGGUUUGGUCCAGCCAGGUCGAACUAGCGAUGGAUUGUUUGCUGUUGUGGGUGUGCUCCUUUUGGUGACUAUGGUGAAUUUGGGGAUUUGCCUACAGAAACGUUCGUCAAAACUCCCAAAACGAGAUGCAUAGGAGGGUUGUGUCGGGCCAAUAUGAAGAUUUGCGAUCCUUAGACAGAAUCACACAAGCUGCCACCGCCAACUAUCUGCUAUUGCUCGCUAUGUGUCCCUUGCUAGCUGCUACUGCCCAAUUUGUGCCUCUAGCUGGCUGCCACUGCUCGCUAUGUGUCCCUUGCUAUUUGCUACUGCCCACUUUGUGCCUCUAACUAGCGGCUACUGCUCGCUAUGUGCGUCUAAUGGCGUUUUUCCAACGGCGGGUGCGUUUAGGCCCAGUACGAUUUAGGUCUGGUAGUGUAGGUGGAGGUUAGGCACAGCCCCGUUGCGGCUCGCGUUUCCACCGCCGACAGUACACUUUAUGGUAGGGUGGGGUUUAAGCCGGAUGGCGAUAGCCGCGGUAGCUACGCAAGCAUCGUGAAGCAUCUGUCGACCAAUCAACGGAAGGCGUGUGUAGCUCGAACUUUUUGGCUCCCUUUUAGGCCGCUUGGUGUCCCAACGGAUGAGCACUGAGAGAUAAGUAGGGCUAAUCGCGGCUAAGUCUGGACUCCGCACACUUUUGCCGUUGGAAACGCGAACCGUUCCGCACCUAUUCUUACCUAACCGCACUGCUUCCACCGCUGGAAACGUGUCAUAACUAACUUCUACUUCCAUCUUUAGAUGCUUUCCCACAUACACGUAAGUCCUGCUAUUCUCCCGCUAUUCUAUGUGUGAAAGACCUAUCCUGACUUUGGUAUCCUGAAAAACUCCGGAAAAAUGAACACCUGUGGUAGUAUUUUAUCCGUGGGUAAUGUCAAUGACCUUAUAUUUGAAUGAGGAAUAGAAAGUCUGUAUUUCUCCCACCACUUGCAUGUCAUUGAGUAUUUGUCUCUAACUCAUGCUCCAAUCUUUUGUGACAUGAAUUACAAAACAGUUUGAUACAACUGCGCACUGUUAUUGAUCGAGCACCUCACUAGCCACCCUAGGAUAAUUCUACAUGUCUGUGGAAGUGGGCAGGUCAUUACCAUUAUUGACGCAAAGAAUCACGAGACAGUGUUUUCUUAAGCCAAUAUGCUUGACUUUUUUAUUGAUGCAUAACUUUAUUAGACGUGAUUAUUCUUAUGCAUAUUUGUGUUUUAGUUACCUUUUUGUUAGAUGUGUAUUUUAGUAUUUGUAAGGAUGGCACCAGGCAGCUUGAGUGUUAUUUCCCGUCCUGAGAUGAGGUUGUUUGUAUCAGGCUUGUGAUGUGGUGUUCUGUGCUAUACUUUUUUUGACACAAUACACAAUACAAAACUGUUAUUCUGGAUGCUAGAAGCCAUUACUCUGGCGGUUUGUUUACAUUAAUGGCAUCACAAGAAUUCCGUUACCAUUUUGACUCUGUUACACUCAAAGGAGCAGUAGGCUACAUUUUGAGGAAAUUCCCCCUGCCCUAAGCACCUCUCAAACAGGGGAAAUAUUGUGAUAUUCCUGGUUGGCAGCUACAAACUAUCCAGUAUUGGUGUUUUUUUAUGAUAUUCCUGAUGUAAGUCACUUCGGAAAAUGUUCAUCUUUUGUAUAGCCUUGCUGAGCGUUCGCUAGAAUGUUUCCUUGGUGGAGCUGGCAUAUUCCUUAGCAGCUGUAUAUUGCUAGUUUCACCCCAUUCACCUUUACUCUUACCAUGGUUUGUCUGCACUGAAUAAUGUACUCGACGUCUAAUAGUACGUACAACAUGUGGGGCCAGAGCAACAGCAACACAGAGACUUCAUACCAUUGUGCACCAAGUGCCCACCUCUCAGGACAUCGUCCUUAAAGCAAGUCAGACUUAUUGCAUUGAAGUUAUAUCGUCUCCAAAUCUCUUGCAGUGUGCUACACAGUCUGCCAGUUUACUUUCACACUUGCAUGUCCUUACAUUAAUGGUCCCGAGCCGAAACGUCCCGAGCCGAGCAUGGCUCAGAUUUCGCUCCAUUCGUAUUAUAUUAGAAUAAAUCAAUAUAUCCUACUUAACUAUUAACCCUAUACUAAACAAUAUAUAUGAUAUAUCACACAUAUCGCGCUAAUCAGGAUCUUCACACUUAAUCAGAUAGAAGAGAGAAUCAGAUAAAUUGCCUCUCAUAAGGCCUAUGUAUUCCAGAAAGAAAUAGGCUAAUUCAACUUGCUCUGUCAUUGCUCUGUUAGCCCGCCUGACUUCAUGUCAGGCUACCCGGGGUGUACGUAUCACACAAGGGGACGGAGGGGGAGCUGACUAGAGUGAGUGAUGAUUGGACUAGGUUGUUCUGAGAUCCAGGCUAAAAACGACAGCAAGUUCCUUUAUCCUAAAACAAUUGACAAUUAUCCUAAAAAUAUAUAUUUGUAGUGUACUUUUCUCAUUGUUAAAUAAAUAACAAAAACCUUCCUGGCUCCAAAAGUGGAACGUUUUAAGAAGCGGUAAUGAACCGGUUGAAUGAAUAAAUAAAAAAGGUAAAAUGUACAACAUAUAAAAAAAGAAUGCUUAGUGUGAUUCAUUCUUUCUUUAUAUGUCUGGAGACCAUUAGUAUUCUCUGCUCCAACAACUCAACAUAACAGGUCGAUAUACAGAUACUAACAUAACAGUUUACAUACAUGGUUAUAUUUUACCGAUAUUAACACUACAGUUUACCAUACAUGGUUUUGUUUAACGGGAGGAAUAUUAUGUUUCGUAUGCACAUUGUUGUGUGUGUCUUUGUGUGUGACUUCUAUGCAGCUUUAAUAUCCCUAUAUUAUUUGCCAUUUCUAGCUUUCUAUUUUCUAUGUUUUGACUGAACAGCCCCUUUCUACCCUUGCUUCGAAAAGCCCUUCAUACAUUUCAUCACAUGUACUUAAAUUAUCUGCAUUUCAUUCUACCAUGAAUAAAAAAAUAAUUGAUUCUCGG